GAUUAGACUGAUCGCUGUCCACAGGUAAGAGUUUCUAGACAACGUACGCCACCAUGAGAACGACUUUACUCUUCCUGAUGGCUAUAUCUAUGGCCACAGCUACUGUCACUCUCACCAACGUUGGCUAUAUGAACCUGGGAAACUGUCAGACGGGGAAUACAAAUUUGUUUGACGAAGGGGCAUAUAAGGCUGCUUUUGAUCCAUCUACCAGACUUCUUUAUGUUACAGGUGAUAAAUGUGUGCGUGUCGUCAGUAUAGAAAAUCCUUCGCAGCCGACCGUUUUGAACACUCGUUUGUUCACCAACGCAAAUGACGGGCGACUGGUAGAUAUAGCUAUGUGUGGAGGCAACGUAGCUGUGCUGUUUGAGAGCGUGUUUGGGUUGACAGAGGGCCAUCUCUACAUGUGUGAGAGAUACAACCCUCUCUCUAAUCCUCCAUUCUACUGUGAACGUUACGACCGGAUCACAGUUGGUGAAUCUCCGAAGAGCAUGACUUUCACCAAAGAUUGUUCAAAGUUACUUGUUGCUAAUGAGGCCCGGGCUGGUAUGUUAAAUGGAGUAUUCACAGAUCCCGACGGAACGGUAUCUAUUAUCAACAUGUCACGUAUCGCAACCAACGAUCCAUGCACCAGAAAACUCUCUUUUAGCCACUUCAACAAUGGAUAUGCAGGUUACCUACAGCAAGGAAUUAGAUGGCCUUACCGUGGUGACCAUAACAACGGCAUAGUCACCCAAUUUUCCCAGGACAUUGAGCCGGAAGAGAUUGCCAUCAGUGAUAAUGGAGAGUGGGCUUACGUGACACUUCCGGAAAACAAUGCGAUGGCGGUUAUCAACCUCCUGAACGAGGAGUGGGACGACAUAUACCCGUUAGGAACGAAGAGUUGGAGUAAUUUGGGACUCGACGCUAGCGAUUUUGAUACAGGUUCAUCGAUGAAUAAUUAUGAGGUCAAGGGAAUGUACCAGCCGACCGGCGCCAUCUUUGUUCGGGCCUCGACAGUGUCUUACGUCGUAACGGCCAACACGGGAGCCCCGAAGAUGUAUACAAGCGAUCAACAAGGGUUCACCUUCACGGACGCUGUCCGAACACAGGAUGCGCUGAAUUCUGGACUCGUAGAUCAAUCGGAAUUAUCAAGCAAUCUGGCAUAUGAUAUGGCUUCAACCAAUAGGUUAGGAAGGGUUUAUAUUAGUAACCAUGACGGCAAGAGUGACAUAAACAACCUUAUCAAAGACGUGCAUUUGUUCGGGGGUCGUGACCUCGGCUUCUACAACACAAACACAAACACGUUUACCUAUACAACAGGCGAUGAUCUGGAAAGAAAGGCCGCCGAAUUUUAUAUUGAAGUGUUCAACGGCGACUGCUCCAACGCAUCAGUCACUCCGGCCGCUGAGAUGGAUAGUAGAUCGACAUACAUGGGCCCGGAACCAAAUGUCCUGGCUAGUGGAGAAUACAAUUCUGUACCGAUUGUAACAGCUGCUACAAGGAACGGACUUAUAUAUGUGUAUUCUUUCUCCUCGAAUACUCCCCUAUUCGAGAGUGUACACAGACUGGGAGACCCUUUUGUGGCGUGGGGUCAGUCGCAGGGUUCUACGGCAGCCGGGGACGGGCUCAUUUCCGAUAUGGGUUACAUCGCUCAAAAUGUUCUCGGAGGAAAUCCUUUUCUGUAUGUGAUCAGCAGAGGAACUGGGUCUGUCAGUAUUAAAGAAAUUGCGAAUGUAUAAUCUUUAGUAUAAUAAAAUAUCAAAACCUUAC
Messenger RNA from Pecten maximus, 1749 nucleotides. RefSeq names its product mesenchyme-specific cell surface glycoprotein-like. NCBI's taxonomy places the organism in Eukaryota, Metazoa, Mollusca, Bivalvia, Pectinida, Pectinidae. The record is from RefSeq and is a predicted model, not a curated record. Gene Ontology annotation, molecular function: protein binding. The coding region runs from base 54 to 1718 and encodes 554 amino acids. The transcript has 11 exons.